AUGGUCUCCGACGAGACGUACGAACUAUGCCUCCCGAUAUUGCAGGACUCAGGCUUGGAGGAAGAAGACAAGACCGAUAGACUAGAAGACCUCCUAAAGCAAGAGACCAAACUGGAAGGGUCCAGCCUAGAGAAUGCCGUGCUCGAUGUCCUAUGGAGACACCGCGAUGGCGGCGGCGCUGCCGCAUCCCCUCCUCCGAUCCGGCAGACCAUCCUACGCCGGCCGUCGCCAGCUUCGUGGAGGGGUUCGGCAACCCCCCUAUCAGGCUCACCACGUCUGGGUGUGAGCCCUCUGGCUCCUCCUGGCUUUGUGCCUACCAAUCUCAGCCGGACCAAGUCGUCGACCGUCUCUCCGUUCUCCUCGCCGCGCCCCUCUCCACGCCUGGCCUUCGCCGCUCCAGUGAUCCCCAACAGUCCAAAUCUCAACGCUUACGAGUUUGCCAACGACACAAGCCCCGCACCCGAGAUCUAUGGCGACUUUCAGACUGAGAAUGUGGAUUGGCUCGUGAGUGACGAUGCGCUCAGUAUCACCUCCUCCGUCGGUGUCUCGAGUGGACUGAAUGCCGCUGUCCCCGAGUUUGUCUCUACACAGCAGACGGAUAUGACACCAUAUGAUAUGCUCCGCUCUAUUCUCGGCCAGUCCAAAACGGAUGAUGAGAUUGAGGCAGCCCUGGCUGUACACGGUUAUGACUUGAGUGCCACGAUUGCCGCCAUCAUGGAGUCUCAGGCGCAGGACUCUGGAAACGUUGCGCAUCUCGCGCCUGAGGCCAAGAGCAUCCUGAUUGGGAAAUCCAUGACCCCUGAUAACCGACCCAACACGCCUUCAGGCCAGCAGAAGCCAGGCAUCAUUUGCAAGUUCUACCUGUCUACGGGCCAGUGUCUUCGCUCGGAUUGCCGCUUCAGCCAUGAUCUGAGUAAUCAUAUAUGCAAAUAUUGGGUAAUGGGGAACUGUUUAGCUGGGGAGACUUGCAUCUUCUCGCAUGACCCGGCCCACCUCAUCAACCGUCUCACGGUGGACGAGACUGGCACUCCUCCGAGUAAGAACUUGUCGGUUACAGAUUUCAAUUCUGCUUUCCCUUCGUUGCGUCCAGCCACACCAGAACUCAACCCCUUUGCGCCAAGUUUCAGCUAUUCUCCCGCUGGCAUGACACCACCCCCAGGCUUGCGACCAAUGAAUAGCUACAAUGGAAACGAAGGCUCUCGUUCUAGAUCCCGCCCUGGUAGCCGCCAGCAGGCCAAGGACGGCAUGGCUGCUCCGUCCAUUGAUGAUAAUGAUGCAUUUCCAUCACUGGGGUCCGCCUCUGCCAAAACAAACAAGAAGCAUCACGGCAAACGUGGUGGCCAUGGCCAUAGUCACAAGGACAAUUACACACCUAGCUCUCUCGCUGAUAUCGUCAAGAUGUCGCCAUCUCCAUCACCAGCACCAGGGCCUGCACGGCAGGACAAGAAGAUUGGGCGCAAUGGCAGCGCGGCAAAUAUGAAGAAUGGGGAAAACAGCGCCGCGGCUCUAGCUAUACCCACGCCAAAACAUAUUCCAUGGUUGGAGACUGGAGACCGAGCGAACAAGGCUUAUCUCAAAGCACGGCAGGAGGCUAUCAAACAUGGUGGCCUCCGCAAUAAGUUCUUGCAAAGCGCUGCCCAAGCAUGGAAUCGAAAUGAUGCCCGUGCCGCCAAAGCCCUAAGUCUUCGUGGCCAAAGUGAAAACGAACUGAUGCGCAAGGCUCACCGAGAAGCUGCACGAGAGCUGUACGAAGAUCGUAACAGGCAGACCGCGAAUUCGCAGGUCACAACCUCUGAGAUUUACGUCGAUCUCCAUGGUCUACACCCAGAAGAGGCUGUUGAGUAUCUGGAACGUGUUCUUCUUGAUAAUAGUAAAGAGGCCAGGCCAGUGUAUGCUAUUACCGGCACCGGCCACCACAGUAAGAAUGGCAAGGACAAGGUGGGCAAAGCAAUCAGGAACUUCCUGAAUGAGUGGAGAUAUGCAUAUCGCGAGUUCUCCGUGCCCGGCGACCGGAACAACAUGGGCGGCAUCCUCGGUGUUGACGCUAGGAGCUACGACAAGAGUCUAGUUAGAGAAGGGAGCAGCAGCUCCAAGGACCAGGACGAAGUUAAAGAAGAGGUUGAUAUCCUCAGUCAGGGAGUCGAGAUCGGUGAUGGCAAGGUGCGGUUGCUUGUAAGGGAUCCUCCAAAGGGACCCAGCGGCAACAGGAACAGAUGA
Pestalotiopsis fici W106-1 is the source of this 2217-nucleotide messenger RNA. RefSeq lists its product as uncharacterized. Gene Ontology annotation, biological process: negative regulation of DNA-templated transcription. NCBI's taxonomy places the organism in Eukaryota, Fungi, Ascomycota, Sordariomycetes, Amphisphaeriales, Sporocadaceae. The record is from RefSeq and is a predicted model, not a curated record. The transcript is spliced from 3 exons. Gene Ontology annotation, molecular function: RNA binding; metal ion binding. The coding region runs from base 1 to 2217 and encodes 738 amino acids. Gene Ontology annotation, cellular component: nucleus.